Molecule: messenger RNA, 2652 nt
Organism: Epinephelus fuscoguttatus (brown-marbled grouper)
Lineage: Eukaryota; Metazoa; Chordata; Actinopteri; Perciformes; Serranidae
Product: extracellular calcium-sensing receptor-like
Exons: 11
Coding region: 1-2652 (883 amino acids)
Biological process (GO): G protein-coupled receptor signaling pathway
Cellular component (GO): membrane
Molecular function (GO): G protein-coupled receptor activity
Source: RefSeq, a predicted model, not a curated record
AUGUAUAUUUAUGCCAAUGAGAAGCUGACUGAGUUUAUUGCAGCUGCAUCUAUGUCUUGGUUAUCCUGGCUCUUCACUCUGAGGCUGUGCUCAGCCCCAUUCUUGCUCCUUUUGGGGCUCGAAGGCAGUCAGCUGGGGCUCAGGGUGGGGUUGCAGGUGGCUCAGGCAGUGAGCUGUUCUCGGUGGGGAAAACCGGAUGACCAGGGUUUGUUCCAGGAUGGAGAUGUAGUUAUUGGUGGGCUUUUUAGUCUUUAUUACCAACCUCCAGCUAUAGACAACGGCUUCACUCAGCUGCCACACAACAAACCUUGCACUGGUUUGCAAAAUCUUCCAUUACAGUAUCUCUAUGCGAUGGUGUUUGCACUGGAGGAAAUCAAUCACAGUACAACCCUGCUGCCAGGUGUUAAGCUGGGCUACCACAUUCGUGACAGCUGUGCCCUACCCCUUUGGGCUAUGCAGGGAGCACUGUCGCUGGUUGGAGGAGACAGUGCCAGCUGUGAUCAGCCUGUUCCUGUGAUUAUUGGUGGUUCCUCCUCUAAAGCAGCCACGAUACUCUCCAGACUCCUGGGGCCUCUCUCUGUACCUUUAAUGAGCUACACCGCUAGCUGCCCCUGUCUGAGUGACAGGCGCCAGUAUCCUAACUUUUUCAGGACCAUGCCCAGUGAUAUUUACCAAGCCCGGGCCAUUGCACAGCUUGCCAUGCGCUUCAACUGGACCUGGAUUGGGGCAGUGGUAGCAAAUAAUGAUUAUGGCCAUAUGGCAAUAAAGGUAUUUCAGAAAGAGACUCAGGGGAAAGGGGUGUGUCUGGCAUUCAUAGAGACUCUCCAAAGGGAAAACAUUGUGAGUGAUGCCAGACGAGCAGCACUCACAAUUCAGGCCUCAACUGCGAGGGUGAUUCUGAUCUUUACCUGGUACACAGAUGUGAGGGAACUGUUCCUGCAACUCGCCAAGAUAAAUGUGACUGACAGACAGUUUCUUGCCAGUGAGGCUUGGAGCACUAGUAGUGAUCUUCUCCAAAAUCCGGUCACUUCUAAAGUGGCAAGUGGUGUUCUUGGUGUGGCCAUUAGAAGUUCAUCUAUACCUGGAUUUGAAAAUUAUAUCAGAAGUUUGAACCCAUCUCGUCGUCCUGAUGAUGAGUUCUUAAGAGAAUUCUGGGAAAACAUGUUUGGUUGCAGUCCUGGGGCCACACCACCACCUCAGGCACACAGGUUGCCUCUCUGCAGUGGCACAGAGUCACUGGAGGGAGUUCAGAAUCACUUCACUGACACCUCCCAGCUGCGGGUGACAUAUAAUGUCUACCUUGCUGUUUAUGCUACAGCCCACGCCCUUCACAGUCUUCUGUCCUGCCCUGACAGAGACAGUUCUUCCAGAAACAACAGCUCCACUUGCUCCUCUCCAAAACAUAUCAAACCCAUAGAGCUGAUGCAGCACUUGAGCAACGUGAAUUUCACCACACCACAGGGUGAAAUGUUUUACUUCCAAGGAGGUGACACUCAAGCAAAGUAUGAUCUUGUCAACUGGCAGACCACCCCAGAGGGUUCACAAAAACUUGUUUUGAUUGGUCGUGUGGAUGGGUUUGACCUCCACCUCAGCGAGUCAGCUAUUCAGUGGAGCACAGGAUCCAAUCAGGUGCCUACUUCAGUGUGCAGUGAGAGCUGCCCCCCAGGCACCCGUAAGGCCAAUAGGAAAGGAGAACCUCUCUGCUGCUUUGACUGUAUCCCAUGUGCUGAAGGGGAGAUAAGCAAUACAACUGGUUCUCUUAACUGUGAGCGCUGUCCAUCUGAGUUCUGGUCCAAUGUUGAUCAAACUGCCUGCAUCCCUCGCCAGCUGGACUUCCUUUCCUUUAAUGAGACUUUGGGCAUUACUCUGACUGCAGUAGCUGUGUCUGGUGCUGCGGUGACAACAGCUGUGUUUGUGGUGUUUCUUUCUUACCGUCAAACACCCAUGGUUCGAGCCAACAAUUCAGAACUGAGCUUCCUGCUUCUCCUGUCGCUGAAGCUCUGCUUCCUGUGCUCACUGGUGUUCAUUGGUCGUCCAUCAGUCUGGGCUUGUCGGUUCCAGCAGGCAGCUUUUGGGAUCAGCUUUGUACUUUGUGUCUCCUGCCUCCAAGUGAAGACUAUAGUUGUUUUAGCAGCCUUUCGCUCAGCUCGGCCUGGUGCUGAAGCUUUGAUGAAGUGGUUUGGCCCAGGCCAGCAGAGAGGAAGUGUCUGCGUCUUUACCUCUGUACAGGUUUUCAUCUGUAUUAUUUGGCUAUCACUCAGCCCCCCAGUGCCUCAAGCUGACUUGGAUAUCCCGGGGUUAAAGGUCACCCUGGAGUGUGCCAUGGCCUCUGUGGUGGGCUUCUCUCUGGUUCUGGGUUACAUUGGUCUGCUGGCCUGCACCAGUCUCCUCCUGGCCUUUCUUGCUCGGAAACUCCCUGACAACUUCAAUGAGGCCAAACUGAUCACCUUCAGCAUGCUGAUAUUCUGUGUUGUCUGGAUAGCCUUUGUCCCUGCUUACGUUAGCUCUCCUGGAAAGUAUACAGUUGCUGUGGAGAUUUUUGCGAUCCUGGCCUCCAGCUAUGGUUUACUUUUCUGCAUAUUUGCUCCAAAGUGUUUCAUCAUUCUUUUAAGGCCAGAGAAAAAUACUAGGAAACACCUGAUGGCCAGGUAG